Messenger RNA from Spinacia oleracea (spinach), 2900 nucleotides. RefSeq names its product pentatricopeptide repeat-containing protein At1g74900, mitochondrial. The transcript has 4 exons. Bases 244 to 1704 code for a protein of 486 amino acids. The record is from RefSeq and is a predicted model, not a curated record. Gene Ontology annotation, molecular function: protein binding. Lineage: Eukaryota; Viridiplantae; Streptophyta; Magnoliopsida; Caryophyllales; Amaranthaceae.
AUAAAUUUAGAGAUGAAUUUAUGUUCUUGCAAACACAAAUAAUUGAUAAUUCAAAUACAAUGUCAUUAAAAUUUGAUUAAAAAAAUUGCAAUGGAAUAAUCUUUUCUUAUUCGAAGUGGCCAUAACCGUUUGGUCUUGGUGUAUCUUAAGAUUCUUAACCCAAAUUUACGUACUCGAAAAUGACAUAUCCGACCCGUUUUAUCCGUUGAAAACUCGUACGAACUUCAUCCCGGGUCAACUGAAAUGAGGCCAAUGCAACUCCAAAAACUUCCACUUCUCCGACCCUUUUCCACCACCACCGUCAAACCUCCACCGUUAAAGUCUCUCCCCGCCACCGCAACCGCCGUAGCCAACCUUGUUCUCACCACAGAAGACCCAAAAGCCCUCUCAAAAACCCUCCUAACAUCUCCAGAUUUCACCUUCUCCGAACCCCUUGUCAACCAAACCCUGAAACUCCUCUGGAACCAUGGCCCCAAAGCCCUUCAAUUCUUCACCAUCCUCGACAACCACCUACACUACGCCCACUCUCUCUCCUCCUUCCACCACGCCAUAGACAUUUCUGCUCGUUUGCGCGACAUCACAACUCUCUGGAUUCUCGUCACCCGCCUCCGCUCCCGUCGAUUGGGCCCCACACCAUUAACAUUCGCCAUUAUCAUUGAAAGGUAUGUUCUCUCUGGGAAACCUGAUAAAGCUGUUGAGAUUUUCUUGUCUAUGCAUAAACAUGGCUGCCAACAAGAUUUGAAUUCCUUUAAUACCCUCCUUGAUAUACUUUGCAAAUCCAAAAGGGUCGAAAAAGCCCAUAAUUUGUUCAAGCUUUUAAGGGGUAAAUUUGGGGCUGAUGUUGUUAGUUAUAAUGUAAUUGCAAAUGGGUGGUGUUUGAUUAAAAGGACUCCUAAAGCUUUGGAGGUGUUGAAGGAGAUGGUGGAGAGGGGUUUUAACCCUACAUUGAUUACCUAUAACAUUAUUUUAAAAGGGUAUUUUCGGACCGGGCAAACGAAAGAGGCAUGGCUGUUUUUCAAGGAGAUGAAGAAGAGGAGUUGUGAGAUGGAUGUGGUUACUUACACUACAUUGGUUCAUGGGUUUGGGGUUUUAGGGGAAGUUUCUAAAGCUAGGAGGUUGUUUGAUGAGAUGGUGGGGGAAGGGGUUCUUCCGAACACAGCGACUUACAAUGCCAUGAUCCAAGUUUUAUGUAAGAAGGAUAGUGUUGAGAAUGCAAUUGUUUUGUUUGAGGAAAUGGGGAGGAAAGGGUAUGUUCCAAAUUCAGUGACUUAUAAUUUGUUGAUUAGAGGGUUGUGUCAUGCUGGGGAGAUGGAUAGGGCAAUGAAGUUUGUCGAGUUGAUGAAGAAUGAUGGAUGCCAUCCAAAUGUUCAGACUUGUAAUUUGUUGAUUAAGUACUAUUGUGAAGUUGGGGAGAUUGAGAAGGGGUUAGAGGUGUUUGAUUUGAUGGGGUCUUGGAGGUGCUUGCCAAAUAAGGAUACUUACAAUAUCUUGAUAAGUUCUACAUUUGUGAGGAAGAAACCGGAGGAUUUGGUUGCUGCAGGUAGAUUAUUGAUUGAGAUGGUGGAUAGAGGAUUUCUUCCUACGAAGUUUACCUUCAACCGUGUUAUGAAUGGACUUUUGGUUACAGGCAACCAAGCUUUCGCCAGAGAAAUUCUGCAAUUGCAAAGUAAACGUGGACUCCUUCCUCGGCACUUUAGAUUAUGAAAGCACUGUGGACGAACUCAUAAACUGAAUGCAGAUUGGCAAAGUUCAUACUGUCAUGGAGGGUUCUUCAACCAAGGUUGAGGUUAAGAAUUUCAAUAGGUUGGUCCGGAUAAUGUUAAGUGUGGGGAGUCCAUUACUUGUGCAAAGAUUUUGGUAUCUGGAUGAUUACAGAACUCCAAAGCAAAACCUUUUGUUUCUCUGACCAUUGUUAUCAGGCAUAACAAUUUGGAGGGCUUUUCGAUACGCUAAGAGUUGCGGAAGGAAAUGAUUGAACUACUCCUCACUUAAUCCUAUCAUCUCUAUUUGAUCAAGCUAGCUGAGAAUUAAGGUUAUUUCAUUAAAGGAUACUCGUAUUAUGUUCUUGAGAGCAGAGCAACAGCUCCUGCUUCUGUUGAUGUUGAGUUCCACCGGUGGCAUGUUGGCUAUUUACUGUUUUGAGCUCUUUACGCUUUUUUUUGGAGGGACAGUGAAAAGUGGACACGAAUGAAUCACUUGGUACUCUUUUAACCAGAGAUUUCAGUAUUUCCCAUUAUGAUUACAUAUACUCCACUUGAUAAGCACAUUGUAACACUUGUAAGAGCUUGCAGAAGGCCAUACGCGUCACACAGAAGAUUAGAAGCUAUACCUGAUCUAUGUUUACUGCAUAGGUGGUAUCUCUCGUGGGUCUGGGAAGAACAGGGUCGCAAUCGUUGAUUCUGAAGUAAUGUAGAUGCUGAAGGGUGUACUGCUUGGAUCUCCAAGGUAUCAAACAAGAGGUUGUGGGGUUCAAAAUUCAGUCAGUCAUUGUCAGACUGAUACGAAGGACAUGGCGAUUCAUAGACUUGUAGGAAUAUGGGAGAUUAACAAAGUUGAAUUGCAUUGUACCUUACAGAAGACCGUAAGGCCACAGAGAUGAUCACCAGAUUUACUUAUCUGUGAUUUAGCAGAGCACAAGUAUGAUUCUGGGAAGAACAGGGUCACAGUUUUCGAAUUUGAAGUAAUUUAGAUGUUGAAGGGUGUACUGCUUGGAUUCCCAAGGUAUCGAACAAGAUGGUGGAGGUUCAAAGCUUAGUCUGCCUGAGCCAAACAGAUAAAAAGACCACGGUCCAUGGCAAUUCCUAGGAAAACUUGGGUCAGUAGUACUUGCGUUUUGAUCAAUGCUUAACAAACUAUGGAGUAUGGAUCUCCUCUUUGACAAUUCUUGCAUGGAAACCUUG